AUGCUUGAGAGCACUCAUGCUUUCAAUUCGCUCUGUGAUCUGAUAAACUAUUAUAGGAAGAAACCCUGCCUAUUUUUCGGAGCGGAAUUCAUUUUACAACAUCCAAUACCACCACAAUCUUGGGAAUAUCAUCACUCAGAUAUUUGUCCGGGUAAAAUUCUUGGAGAAGGCGCGUAUGGGAUGGUGCGAGCGGGUACUCUUCGACAAAAAAAUGGCAAAGCUGUUAAAGUCGCUAUUAAACAGUCGAAAUGCCAUUCGGAAAUGGGAAAGGCGAAAAUCAAGGAGAUGAUGAAUGAGGCACGUUUGAUGCGACUAUUGAAACACAAGAAUAUCGUUCAUCUAUAUGGAGUGGCAGUUACUGAACAUCCAAUUCUUAUCGUUUUGGAGCUGGUGAACGGCGGAGCUCUGAAUUCGUUCCUUCGAAAGCACGGCGUAAAUUUGAACGUGAAGGAGAAGAUCUCAUUAUGUGUUGGUGCUGGUUCGGGAGUGGAAUAUCUUCAUCAAAAUGAUUGCAUACACAGAGAUCUUGCCGCUAGGAAUUGUCUCAUCACUGAAGACAAAGUGAUCAGUGACUUUGGACUUUCACGUUUGGGAACACAGUACACAUUGAAAGCACCAAUGAAGCUUCCCAUAAGAUGGUUAGCACCGGAAUCACUCGAAACGUUCACCUUCUCACAGAAAUCGGAUGUGUUCAGUUUUGGAGUAUUAGCGUACGAGAUUUUCAGCAACGGAGGUGAACCGUGGGACGGCAUGACUAACGCCGAAGUGAGAGUCGCGGUGGUGAGUGGAAAAUUCUUAGUUUUCCCUAAUACUUGCCCUGAACGACUGCGAAAUUUUUUCGCAUUGCGUGUAUUCGCCAAAGAAUCACCUGAGAGAGCAACAAUGUCUGAGAACUACGACAUUCUGAAAUGUAGGGACCGUAAAUGUUUUAAAGAAGCUCCGUUGCGUAUACUAUAG
Molecule: messenger RNA, 957 nt
Organism: Angiostrongylus costaricensis
Lineage: Eukaryota; Metazoa; Nematoda; Chromadorea; Rhabditida; Metastrongylidae
Source: the annotation of a GenBank genome assembly